Molecule: messenger RNA, 1410 nt
Organism: Musca vetustissima
Lineage: Eukaryota; Metazoa; Arthropoda; Insecta; Diptera; Muscidae
Gene: Or85d
Product: putative odorant receptor 85d
Exons: 6
Biological process (GO): detection of chemical stimulus involved in sensory perception of smell; sensory perception of smell
Cellular component (GO): plasma membrane
Molecular function (GO): olfactory receptor activity; odorant binding
Source: RefSeq, a predicted model, not a curated record
GUCUAUGAAAUUGGGAAAAAUCGGUUCAGAUUUAGAUAUAGGUUCCAUAACCACCUUAAUGAUUUCGAUUUGGAUUUAAUUGACAUACCGAAGAGCGAGCUAGUGAGCAUUCGCGUCAGUUUAAAUUCAAUUGGAAAUACGUCAGGAACAAAAACGGAAAUCCACAUCGACGAAACGAAAUCUUCAUUCAUAACAAUGGCGCCCAAGGCUGGGAAGAUUAUUGGCUUAAAUAAAUUCCUUUUACAAGCAGAUAUUUUGGCUAAAUCCAUAGGUUUAAUACCCUAUGACGAGGAGGAUCGGGGCAAGCGGGGUAGCCACUAUGCUCUCCUAAUGAAAAUCAUUUUCAUCAUUAAUAUGGUGAAUAUGAAUUUUGUCUUGUUCUCGGAAAUUAUGUUUGUCCUGUUGGCCAUGAAAAAUGGCAAUAAUUUUGUGGAGGCGACCAUGAACCUGUCAUACAUCGGCUUUGUUUUUGUCGGAGAUAUCAAAAUCAUUAGUGUGCUGCGCAAAAAGCCCGUCCUAACAAUACUCAUGAAGGAAAUUGAAAAUAUCUACCCCAAGGAUGUGGAUUUGCAAAAAUCCUAUUAUGUUCGUCAAUUUGUUUGGCGUUUCAAUUUAAUCAGUUUGGGCUUUGUGGUGGUCCACGAGAUUUUAAUUUGGUUCUAUAAUCUGUACACAGCUGUGAGUUAUUUAAUCUAUGAGCUGUGGUUGGGGUGGCGCACAAUACCCAGGACUUUGCCGUAUUACUGUUGGGUGCCCUGGCAGUGGCAGGGCCACUGGUCGUAUUAUUUUUUAUAUGCAUCGCAAAAUUUUGCGGGUCAUACCUGUAUGUCUGGACAAUUGGCAAAUGAUUUGUUUUUGUGUGUGGCGGCUACACAGAUAAUUAUGCAUUUUCAAUAUUUGGCUAAGCGGCUAAGGGAGUAUCGGCCGACGGGAAAUUAUUCGGAAGAUUUGAAAUUUUUGGCGGAAAAUAUCAAAUAUCAUCAGGCUAUUAUACACUUGUCAUCACUAAUGAACGAAGUGUUCGGUGUUAGCCUUCUGGUCAAUUUCAUUUCAUCAUCUUUUAUUAUGUGCUUUCUGGGCUUUCAAAUGACCAUUGGCGUUGAGGCGGAUACCUUGGUAAUGCUCUUCAUGUUUCUCUUUUGUUCGUUGGUACAAAUUCUAAUGAUAUGCAAUUAUGGACAACAAUUGAUAAUAAAGAGCGAGGACAUAGGCGAUGCUGUCUAUUCACAGGAAUGGCUAAACAGUGAUUUACGUUAUCGCAAAAUGUUAAUUGCGAUAAUUGUUCGUUCCCAGAGGCCGGUGAUACUGAAGGCAACAACAUUCUUGAAUGUUUCGAGGAGCACCAUGACAGAGUUGAUGCAGCUCUCUUAUAAAUUCUUUGCCUUGCUGCGUACCAUGUAUUCAAAAUAA